Molecule: messenger RNA, 249 nt
Organism: Nezara viridula (southern green stink bug)
Lineage: Eukaryota; Metazoa; Arthropoda; Insecta; Hemiptera; Pentatomidae
Source: the annotation of a GenBank genome assembly
AUGGAGGCUGCCCUCCCGUCAAUCGUCAUCCCUAUUCACCCUCCGGAUAUUCUUGGAGGUUUCACGAUCUUAGGCCUGUCUGGGAGGGUCGCUUCUCUCUUGUGCCACAUCUUGGAAGGCCUUCCUCGAUUUAGACGUCCUCUAGGCCUGUUCGUGUUCGGGUGCAGUAAUUCCUGGCGUGAGUCUGUUGCUGAUGUCGGCAGUCCCCAAGGACACCUACUGAUAGCCCUGUUACUCCACCUUAUCUGA